Molecule: messenger RNA, 1904 nt
Organism: Exophiala viscosa
Lineage: Eukaryota; Fungi; Ascomycota; Eurotiomycetes; Chaetothyriales; Herpotrichiellaceae
Exons: 2
Coding region: 394-1761 (455 amino acids)
Biological process (GO): regulation of cyclin-dependent protein serine/threonine kinase activity
Cellular component (GO): cyclin-dependent protein kinase holoenzyme complex; nucleus
Molecular function (GO): protein kinase binding; cyclin-dependent protein serine/threonine kinase regulator activity
Source: RefSeq, a predicted model, not a curated record
CCUUCAACAAAGAUCCGGCUCACACCGCCUCUUACCUUACGCAACCCUCAAUUGACGAUCUUGACGAGCUUUUCACUAAGUCUUGUCCAUCAUUCUUCACCAACCUUGAGCCUCCUCGAAAAGAGAUUGUACACUAUCGUCGUUUGCCGAUCUAACGACCGCAACACCAAAACACUUCUACAUCCCACCAUUUGCAAAUAACCACCUCUAUUAAUCUUCGAUAUCGCGAUCAACCUCAGAAAUUGACCGCGGCAUCAUCCUACCCCUCUUCCAUGCUCGAUUACUGAGCCUACAGCAAACAAGUGCUCCGACUCCCAACGCUUCGUGCGUUGCCGCAGUCGGCGGAGGCAGAGGGCUGCGGCUGUCUGCUCUCCUCACUUCUAUCACCCGACCAUGCCUUCUUACCAUUCCUGGGGCCCUAACGGGCAGCAUGCUCGGCUUCCUCCCACCCCUCCUGAGUACCAGAAUGCCUAUCUCACGCCAAUGAGCGCUGUAUCGGAACGUGGCUAUUAUCCAUCGCAGAGCUUCCAUCCUCGACGGUCACUGUCGACAAGAGAAUACUCCGACAGAUACCAGGCUCCGCCCGCAUACACUGCUCAGCACCCUCUUGCCGCUCAAGGCUCACGAGUUGGACAUGGUCAUCCUUCUCAAGAGUACCCGUACCCUCAGCCAUUUCCUCAGGCUACUGCUCAAUAUGGAUUCAAUGCUGUCGGAGCACCCAUGUUGCCUCCGAUUCGUGCCACCGAUGCCUUGGAUUUUUCAGGAAACUACACACAGCAGCCAACUGAACCAAAGCCAAAAGAGGAGAAGCCUACUGGGGGUGUGGCACAACAUUUGGACUACGAUAUGGAUUUAAUGUCCAACUUCGUCGCUGAGAUGUCUCAGAAUCUUGUGACUCCGGAGUCUUCACCAUCGUCUCAAUUCCGGAAAUACGUCUCGCAGAUUCUGUCGUCAACUCGCCUACCGAGCUCCACGAUCAUGCUGGGUCUCUUCUAUCUCGCAUCCAGGAUGAGACAACUGAGUGAGCGGGGACAAUCGACUUCGUCAUCGGGUACCGUGUAUCGCAUGCUCACUACCUGCCUCCUACUUGGCAGCAAGUUCCUUGACGAUAAUACGUUCCAAAACCGCUCUUGGGCUGAAGUCAGCAGCAUUCCUGUACAUGAGUUGAACAUGAUGGAGCUACAAUGGCUUACAGAUUUCAACUGGGAGAUCCAUGGCAUGAUGUAUGAUGAAGAGGAAGGCUUCUUCAUGUGGGUUGAACACUGGCAUGCAUAUGAAGAGAAGGCUCAACUUGAGAAAGUCAAAGAGAUGCAGAAGCUGGCUCCUAUCGAGACCAAGAUCCGUCGCAGUCAUUCUCUUCACCACCAGCAGCCACUUAUGUCUCCAGAAGGCCCGAUUCCUCCUCAAUAUCAACAGGGCUCACAGUACGACACACGUUGGGUCCAGCCAUACAUCUCGGAGUAUUCACCACCAUCUGCACCGCAUAGCGGUCCGGCUACGCCCGACUAUUAUACUCCAACCUGGUCAUAUACACCAUCCGGCUCAGGUUUCGGUCGUCAGUCUUACCACUCCGGCAAUGCUUCUGCAUACAAUGCCCAACGCAAUCAACUUCCAGCGUAUGGCCAGUUCUCCUAUCCUGCAGGCCUUACAACAAACAACUGGAUGACACAUGGACCCAACUGCAAUUGUGCGCUGCACGCUAAACACUCAGACUACUACUUCAGUCAUGCGGGAUAUCCUAUGCAAACUGUUGUCGGCUAAAACUGUUUCGCCGACUUCCAGCGUUUAGCGAUUUGUUGGAUCCGGCCAAAAAGUUAUCGAACCGCCUUGUCACUUCGGUUCUGUUACAUCACUGCCAAUUCUGGCCAUGGUCUCGAAUACGACGUUCGAAACCAUCAGAUCUC